GCUCGGCGGGGGCAGCAGCAGCGGCGGCAGCAGCAGCGGGCCGGGGAAGUCCCGGAGUCCCAGCAGCAGCAGGAGUCACCGCAGCCGGCAGCGGCGCAGGACACGUGGCAGCCCCGCGCGCCCCGGCCCCGAGCAAGAAGCGACCCCCGGCACCACCGCCACCACCGCCGCCGCCGCCAUGGGCAAGGGGACUGGACGUGACAAGUAUGAGCCUACUGCUACAUCAGAACAUGGUGCCGGGAAGAAAAAGGGGAAGAAGGCGAAAAAGAAGGAUAUGGAUGAACUGAAAAAGGAAGUCUCAAUGGAUGAUCAUAAACUCAGCCUUGAUGAACUUCAUCGUAAAUACGGAACAGACUUGAGUCGGGGCUUGACAACUGCUCGUGCUGCUGAGAUUUUGGCUCGGGAUGGCCCAAACGCCCUCACACCUCCCCCUACCACUCCUGAAUGGGUAAAGUUCUGCCGACAGCUGUUUGGAGGAUUCUCCCUUCUAUUGUGGAUUGGAGCUGUUCUUUGUUUUCUGGCUUAUGGCAUCCAGGCUGCAAUGGGGGAGGAGACAAAUAAUGAUAAUUUGUAUCUGGGUGUUGUGUUGGCUGCUGUUGUUAUCAUAACUGGCUGCUUCUCGUACUACCAAGAAGCAAAGAGUUCUAAGAUCAUGGAAUCCUUCAAAAACAUGGUGCCUCAGCAAGCCCUUGUGAUCAGAAAUGGUGAGAAGCUGAGCAUAAAUGCUGAAGGUGUUGUAGUUGGAGAUCUAGUGGAGGUGAAAGGAGGAGAUAGAAUUCCAGCUGAUCUUCGUAUCAUAAGUGCUCAUGGCUGUAAGGUGGAUAACUCCUCACUCACUGGUGAGUCAGAGCCUCAGACCAGGUCUCCAGAUUUCACGAACGAGAACCCACUGGAGACGAGGAACAUUGCUUUCUUUUCCACCAACUGUGUAGAAGGCACCGCCCGUGGUGUUGUCGUUAACAUUGGCGAUAAUACUGUGAUGGGCCGUAUUGCCACUCUCGCAUCUGGACUGGAAGGGGGGAAAACUCCCAUUGCAACUGAGAUUGAGCAUUUUAUCCACAUCAUCACUGGAGUGGCUGUGUUCCUGGGAGUCAGCUUCUUCAUCCUCUCAUUGAUCCUUGAGUACACCUGGCUGGAGGCCGUCAUCUUCCUCAUUGGAAUCAUUGUCGCCAAUGUUCCUGAGGGUCUGCUUGCUACUGUCACGGUGUGUCUAACACUAACGGCCAAGCGUAUGGCUCGUAAGAACUGUCUGGUGAAGAACUUGGAAGCUGUGGAAACCCUGGGAUCCACAUCCACCAUCUGCUCCGACAAAACUGGCACCCUGACUCAGAACCGCAUGACAGUUGCCCACAUGUGGUUUGACAAUCAGAUUCAUGAGGCUGACACCACAGAGAACCAGAGUGGUGCCUCCUUUGACAAGAGUUCUCUUACCUGGGCUGCUCUGUCCAGAGUUGCAGGUCUCUGCAAUCGUGCUGUGUUCCAGGCUAACCAAGAAAAUGUACCUAUUCUCAAGAGGGCAGUUGCAGGUGAUGCGUCUGAAUCUGCACUUCUAAAAUGUAUUGAAGUGUGCUGUGGUUCUGUCAAAGAGAUGAGAGAAAGGAAUACUAAAGUAGUGGAAAUACCAUUCAACUCUACCAACAAAUACCAGCUGUCUAUCCAUAAGAAUGCCAAUCCAUCAGAGUCUCGCUACCUGCUGGUGAUGAAGGGAGCCCCAGAGAGAAUCCUGGACCGCUGCAGCUCCAUUUUCAUCCAUGGAAAAGAACAGCCGCUGGAUGAGGAGGCAAAAGAUGCUUUUCAAAAUGCCUACCUUGAAUUGGGCGGCCUUGGGGAGAGAGUACUAGGCUUUUGCCACUUGGCUCUGCCAGAUGAUCAGUUCCCAGAAGGCUUCCAGUUUGACACAGAUGAAAUCAACUUUCCUGUAGAAAACCUCUGCUUUGUUGGGUUGAUUUCUAUGAUUGACCCUCCUCGUGCUGCUGUGCCAGAUGCCGUUGGCAAAUGCAGAAGUGCUGGAAUCAAGGUUAUCAUGGUUACAGGAGACCAUCCAAUCACAGCCAAAGCCAUUGCCAAGGGUGUCGGCAUCAUCUCUGAGGGCAAUGAAACAGUAGAGGAUAUUGCUGCUCGUCUGAAUAUCCCAGUCAGCCAGGUCAACCCCAGGGAUGCCAAGGCCUGUGUUGUCCAUGGCACAGAUCUGAAGGACAUGACCAGUGAACAACUAGAUGACAUUCUGACUCAUCAUACAGAAAUUGUGUUUGCCAGGACAUCUCCUCAGCAGAAGCUUAUAAUUGUGGAAGGUUGCCAGCGACAGGGAGCCAUUGUAGCUGUUACUGGUGAUGGUGUGAAUGACUCCCCAGCUCUGAAGAAAGCAGACAUUGGUGUUGCCAUGGGUAUUGCUGGCUCUGAUGUCUCUAAACAGGCAGCUGACAUGAUUCUCCUGGAUGACAACUUUGCCUCCAUUGUAACUGGUGUAGAGGAAGGUCGUCUGAUCUUUGAUAAUCUGAAGAAGUCCAUUGCUUACACCUUGACCAGUAACAUCCCUGAGAUCACACCUUUCCUAAUCUUCAUCAUCGCUAACAUCCCCCUGCCCCUGGGAACAGUAACUAUUCUCUGCAUUGACUUGGGUACUGACAUGGUUCCUGCUAUCUCCUUGGCAUAUGAGCAAGCUGAGAGCGAUAUCAUGAAGAGACAGCCCAGAAACCCCAAAACGGACAAGCUAGUGAACGAGAGACUGAUCAGUAUGGCCUAUGGGCAGAUUGGUAUGAUCCAAGCCCUUGGAGGCUUCUUCACGUACUUUGUAAUCCUAGCAGAGAAUGGGUUCUUGCCCUCCUCCUUGGUAGGGAUCAGAGUGAAAUGGGAUGACCGGUGGGUGAAUGAUGUGGAGGAUAGCUAUGGGCAACAGUGGACCUACGAACAGAGGAAAAUUGUGGAGUUCACUUGCCACACAGCCUUCUUUGUCAGCAUUGUGGUGGUGCAGUGGGCAGACUUGGUCAUCUGUAAGACCAGAAGGAAUUCAGUCUUCCAGCAGGGGAUGAAGAACAAGAUCUUAAUAUUUGGUCUCUUUGAGGAGACUGCCCUGGCUGCCUUCCUCUCUUAUUGUCCUGGCAUGGAUGUCGCCUUAAGGAUGUAUCCACUGAAACCAAGCUGGUGGUUCUGUGCCUUCCCAUACUCUCUCCUUAUUUUCGUGUAUGAUGAAGUCAGAAAACUAAUCAUCAGACGGAGCCCUGGAGGUUGGGUGGAAAAGGAAACAUACUACUAAAAUUCAACUACAAAACCACAUUCCAUGCACAGCACAGCCCUCCACCUCCCCUGUGUAUGUGUACUUUCAGCAUUUGAAUGCAGAGUUGUGCCCUGAAAAGAACGGAAUGAAGAACAAAGUGAAUCGGAAGGAAGGUGGACUGGCGGAGAAAGCGGGGGAGGGAGUUUCUUUGACGUAUCAGUCUACGGUGACGAAAGAUGGGAGUAGUUUUUAUGUGCCUUUUUGUUUUUUUAAAAGGAGAGAUGUUAAGAUUUUAAUAUUUGGAUUUUUACAAAUAAAGAUGGAUUAUAACAGGA
This is a messenger RNA of Mauremys mutica (yellowpond turtle), 3549 nucleotides long. RefSeq names its product ATPase Na+/K+ transporting subunit alpha 1 (gene ATP1A1). The coding region runs from base 179 to 3253 and encodes 1024 amino acids. The transcript has 23 exons. Gene Ontology annotation, molecular function: ATP hydrolysis activity; P-type sodium:potassium-exchanging transporter activity; ATP binding. Gene Ontology annotation, cellular component: membrane. NCBI's taxonomy places the organism in Eukaryota, Metazoa, Chordata, Testudines, Geoemydidae. Gene Ontology annotation, biological process: potassium ion import across plasma membrane; sodium ion export across plasma membrane; intracellular potassium ion homeostasis. The record is from RefSeq and is a predicted model, not a curated record.